CCCGCGGUGCGCCGCAGGAGGGAGGAUGCCGGCCGGGCUCUGCUGGCCCGCGGCGGCUGCUCUUGCGCUGCUGUUCCUGGCGCUACUGCUCGCCUUGUGUCGGCACCUGUGGGCGCUGCGCUGGAGCCUCAGCCGAGACCGUACAAACGCCCUGCCGCUGCCCAAGGGCUCCAUGGGCUGGCCCUUCUUCGGGGAGACCCUGCAUUGGCUGCUGCAGGGCUCCCGCUUCCACAGCUCCCGGCGGGAGCGCUACGGCAACGUGUUCAAGACCCACCUGCUGGGCCGCCCGGUGGUGCGGGUGACGGGUGCCGAGAACGUCCGCAAGAUCCUGCUGGGCGAGCACACACUGGUCAGCGCACAGUGGCCCCAGAGCACCCAGAUCCUCCUGGGCUCCCACACCCUGCUCGGCUCUACGGGCGACCAGCACCGCCAGCGCCGCAAGAUCCUGGCCAGAGCGUUCUGCCGCGCUGCCCUGGAAAGCUACCUGCCACGGAUCCAGAAGGUUGUGAGCUGGGAACUGCGGGGCUGGUGCAUGCAGCCGGGCUCCAUCGCCGUCUAUUCCUCUGCUAAAACCUUAACUUUCCGCAUUGCAGCUCAGAUUCUGCUGGGACUCCGUCUGGAGGAAAAGCAGUUCAAGGACCUGGCCAAAACCUUUGAACAGCUGGUGGAGAACGUCUUCUCCCUGCCCCUCAAUGUGCCCUUCAGCGGGCUGCGCAAGGGCAUCAAAGCACGAGACAUGCUGCAUGAGUUCAUGGAGAGGGCCAUACAGGAGAAACUGCAGCGAGCCAUGUCAGAAGAACACAGCGAUGCUCUGGAUUUCAUAAUAAACAGUGCCAAGGAGCACGGCAAAGAGUUCACUAUGCAGGAGCUGAAGGAGUCAGCCAUUGAGCUCAUAUUUGCUGCUUUUUUCACCACGGCCAGUGCCAGCACCUCCCUCAUCCUUCUGCUGCUAAAACACCCCUCAGCAAUUGAAAAAAUCCGUCAGGAGCUGGCAACCCAUGAGCUGUACCCACAGCACCAGAGCUGCCCCAUGGCACUCUGCCCAGCAGCAGACAGGGACAGUGAGCAGCAACUCCUUAGCACAGCCAGCGAUGCUCAUGAGGACCAGAACCAGCCCCCUGACCCCGUAGAGGAGACAGAGCUGAGGGGUGGCUGCUCUCUCCAUCUCCCAGCCCCACUGGAGCCCACACACCCCCUGAGCAGCCCCCAGCCCCAGGGCUGCCACUGCCCCCCGGACAUCAGCCUGGAACAGCUGAGCCGCUUGCGCUACCUGGACUGUGUGGUCAAGGAGGUGCUGCGGGUACUGCCGCCAGUCUCUGGGGGGUACAGGACUGCACUGCAGACCUUCGAGCUGGAUGGUUACCAGAUCCCCAAGGGCUGGAGCGUGAUGUACAGCAUCCGUGACACGCAUGAGACGGCUGCCAUCUACCAGAGCCCCUCAGGUGGCUUUCAUCCUGACCGCUUCAAUGUCACCCAACCGGAGGCUGCCGGCCGCUUCCAUUACAUCCCUUUUGGCGGCGGGGCGCGGAGCUGCAUCGGCAAGGAGCUGGCGCAGGCCAUCCUGAAGCUGCUGGCCAUCGAGCUGGUCACCACAGCCCGCUGGGAACUGGCCACCCCCACCUUUCCCGCCAUGCAGACCGUGCCCAUCGUGCACCCCGUCGACGGGCUGCAGCUCUACUUCCACCCCCUGCGGCCCAGUCGUGGCGGUGAGGCCUGAGCCAGACUGCUGAGCUCAGCCCGGUGGCGGUGCUCAUGGCUGGGCCACUACAGAGCAAAGCCCCGAAGGCCUCGUUGUUUUUCCCCUUUCUGAUGCUCAGUGCAUUAGGAAUAGUCCCACAGAGCCCUGAGCACCAAGGGGAGCCUCACCCCCCUGGGGGGGCCCACCAGCCCAGCCCCACACACAUUCUGAGGAGCAAAGCCCCAUUCCUGCCCCAGGGCUUUCUCCAGUGGGUGUGUGAAGGAAAGGCAAGAGCAUCCUGCACACCCCAUCCUGCACACCCUGUCCUGCACACCACAGCUUUCUAGAGGUGGAAAAGAGGGAAGAUGAGGGCUCUGCAGGAAAACACACACUACAUCUGCCCAAUUCACAGUAUCAGCUGUAGGUAGGAUAACUUGUGUCAAGAGGUUUCUAUUGUAAAUAUUUCAUCUCUUUCCUGCACUUCCUAUUAGAGCCAGCGCAAAUGAGACAUUUGUUGACCCAGUGGCUGUGCGUGCAGUGCCUGAGUGCCAAACUGCUGCUUGGGGCCUGACAUGCAGCCUCAUCCCGAGUCUCUGCAGGAUGCAGAGAGCAACCUGACAUGGGGCACAGACCUGUGGUGAAUAAAUGUUUGGGAAACAUUUGGGAAAUGUUUGGGGAAAUUUCUGAACAGGCCUGCUUUGUGAGGGCACAUCCCGUGCUCCUGCUGGUGCUGGAACAUGAUGGAAGGACAUCUGUAUGGGGCUAUGGUGGCUGUCACAGGGCAGCCGUGACCCUGCCCCAGCCCUGCCCUAUGUGUAAGCACUGACUGGUGGCUCUAGGGCACUGCAGUGGUGCCUGGGGCCGAGCCCAGGAGCUGGGGACACAUUUUCAGGUGGCUUUUGAGUGCCUCACUGAGGUAUGAGUCUCUCCUGCAUACAGUGAUGUGAGUCCUGCUGCUUGUGCUCAGAAUGCCUGGUGUCAGUGUCAGGCUGAAAGCCACCCUGCCUGGGCUGGUCCCCAUCACACAUCUAUGCUGGGGCACGCAGCGGGGUGCAGUGCUGCCUGCAGCAAAAAUGUGGCUCCCAAAUGUGGCGAGUCAUAUCUGGAAGAGGUUGAACCGCGGGACUGAGUUAAGUGCUGUUGGCAGCUCGACCCCAUUGUGAACCAGAGCCUCUGCCCCUCCUGACCUUGUCCUGAGAAGUGCGUCUCCCCAGCUAUCGGAAGGAAAGCGGUGGCUGCAGGUGGCACUGGGUGACCGCUGCGGGGGCCGCCGGUGUGGCAGUGACCUGGGGGACAUGAGGAACAUGAGGGACGUGUGGGCUUCAGCCACGGGAGCACUGGGGCUCCUCCAGCAGCACAUUUAAAAAUUACCCCGAGCGCUAACGAGCCCCACAGCCGCCCACUGAAACGUGUAACGUAGAUCUAGUAAAAAAAAAAAAGACUCGAAACUGAUUUUGUUUUCAGAUAAACAUGAGCAUUUACAAAUGAAGUGUAAUAAUUGUUACUUGUAAUCAAAGUUUGUUCAUAUCAGGCUGUUAAUUUCUUGACCUCCUUCCAAGAUGUUUUUAAUUAUCCCUUUCACUCUUU
Phasianus colchicus (ring-necked pheasant) is the source of this 3265-nucleotide messenger RNA. RefSeq names its product cytochrome P450 family 26 subfamily C member 1 (gene CYP26C1). Gene Ontology annotation, molecular function: iron ion binding; heme binding; oxidoreductase activity, acting on paired donors, with incorporation or reduction of molecular oxygen. The record is from RefSeq and is a predicted model, not a curated record. Gene Ontology annotation, biological process: sterol metabolic process. NCBI's taxonomy places the organism in Eukaryota, Metazoa, Chordata, Aves, Galliformes, Phasianidae.